Molecule: messenger RNA, 318 nt
Organism: Hyaloscypha bicolor E
Lineage: Eukaryota; Fungi; Ascomycota; Leotiomycetes; Helotiales; Hyaloscyphaceae
Exons: 1
Source: RefSeq, a predicted model, not a curated record
UGGCCAAAACGAGAAGUCUUGCGAAUAAAAGCAUUAUCAGAGCAGCAGGUGCUUUCAGAACUGCAAGAGAUUAUGGAAGGACGCAGUUACUCGUGGCACAGCAUAAAUGAACUAUUGCAAGACCAGCUCCACAAAGAAGCCCUUGAAUUCACAUUCAUAGACGGAGAUAUUCUCUUCGAGUGGAACAACCUCUGCAACGAGAAGAGGAAAUGGGAGAGGAAGGGAUGCCUCUCGGACGACUGCGCAGAAUUCAAUAGAGAUUGUUUGACCAAUCUUAAGGUACUACCAUUUCAAGCAGGGCUUGGUCUUGAAAGUAAG